AUGGCGCGCUGGCUCUCAUCGCUCAUCCUUUGCGCCGUGAUGGAAUCGACCGGAUUCGCAGCGGCAAUACGAUGUAAAGUUUACCCGGGUGACACCGCCUGGCCCUUGGAUGAAGCGUGGACGUCACUCAACGAACGCGUCGAUAACCGCCUCCUCAAGCCGCGCCCCCAGGCGGCGGCAUGCUACAAUGGCCCCGAAUACGAUGCGGUCGCCUGCGCGAGAAUGUCGGCCAACUGGACCAACUCGUACAUCCACCUAGAAGAUCCCAUUGAGAUGUUCUCGCCUGUUUAUCAAGGCCUGACGUGUCUGCCACCCAGCAUCUAUGACUCGGGGAACUGCACCAUGGGUGGCUUCCCAUGGUAUGUCAUUAAUGCGACUUCGCCGAAGCAUGUACAGGAGGGCGUCAAGUUUGCCGCUGAGACAGGCGUGAGGCUUGUGGUGAAGAACACCGGGCAUGACUUUUCAGGCAAGUCCGGUGGCGGGGAGUCGCUGAGUAUCUGGACUCGUUACUUGAAAGAUGUCGAGUACGUCGAAGAGGUGAUCGAUGCAGUUGAGGGGUACUCUGGUCCCGCAUUCAAGUGCGGCACUGGAGUUCAAGCUUUUGAGAUCUACAAGGUGGCUUCGGAGUACAACAAGGUGGUUGUUGGUGGCGAAGGAGAGACAGUGGGAGUUAUGGGAGGCUACAUCCAAGGCGGAGGACACAGUCCCCUCAGCUCGAUCUAUGGCACCGGAGCAGACCAAGCCCUCGCAUUCGAAGUUGUCACGGCUGACGGUGAGCUCGUGACGGCAAACCACACCCAAAACUCGGAUCUGUUUUGGGCUCUUCGUGGUGGCGGGGGCUCGACUUUUGGUGUUGCAAUCUCUGUCACAGUCAAAGCCUUCCCGGACGUCACGACGACCGCGGCGGCUUUCAAGUUUUCGACUGCGGAUGGCAUCUCCAACGAGACCUUUUGGGCCGGCGUGCGGAGCUACUUCGACUCGUUCAUCCACAACGCCGACAACGGCACGUAUGCCUACUUUGUGAUGUUGCCUAACAACCCGGGUCCUGGAAACUUUCUCUUCCAGAUGACACCGUUUUUUGCACCGAACAAAACCGCAGAAGAUGUCAAUGCCUUAUUCGAUCCGUGGUUCGCCGAGCUUCGAAAGCUCGGGAUCGAUUUUACUCCCAACAUGACGCAGUAUGGCAGCUUCUACCCUGCCUGGCAAGACUUCUUCCCUCUUGAGGCGGUCGAAAAGGUCAACGUGCAGAGCGGUUCUCGUCUUUUCCCACGUCGAAACUUUGAAGAUGUGGAGCUGAAGCAAGCCACCUUCGACGCCAUCCGCAUUUCACUCGAGACGAACCAUGUUUUUGUCGGAUUCAAUAUUAAGGCAACCAGCCCUGAUGACCCGGAUAACGCAGUCAACCCCGCCUGGCGCGAAAACAUCCUCUUCGCCAUCCAGUCUGUCAGAUGGCCAGUCAACGCGACCACCGAUCAGAUCUUGGAGGCACGCAAGGGCUUUACCUUGGGCGACAUGCAACGCUGGCGGGAUGUGUCACCGGGGGCGGGCUCGUACCUGUCUGAGUCGGACAGAAUGGAGCCGAACUUUCAGCAAUCAUUUUAUGGGGACACCAAGUACCCGCGCUUGUUGGAGUUGAAGCGCAAAUGGGAUCCGAACGACGUCUUCUAUGCAGCUACCGCGGUCGGCAGUGAGUUUUGGACAAUCCAUACGGCUGACGGACUCCCUCAUGAGAAUGGCAAGUUGUGCCGCGUCGAAGAAUGA
Colletotrichum graminicola M1.001 is the source of this 1761-nucleotide messenger RNA. Its product is annotated as FAD binding domain-containing protein. Gene Ontology annotation, molecular function: FAD binding; oxidoreductase activity. The transcript has 2 exons. NCBI's taxonomy places the organism in Eukaryota, Fungi, Ascomycota, Sordariomycetes, Glomerellales, Glomerellaceae. Bases 1 to 1761 code for a protein of 586 amino acids. The record is from RefSeq and is a predicted model, not a curated record.